GGAGGCGGGGCGGAGCGGGCAGGUCGCUGCUCCAGGGGAGCGGGGCUCGGCGUCGCUUCCUCGCUGCUGGCGACGAGGAGCGAUAAGCCACGCCCAGCAUCCAGCUCCCAUCUCCGGUUCUCUCGUCGUCGUAUCCGCGGUCUCUGUCUCGGUUUAGGCACCACUUCUCCCCUCGAGCCGCGGUUUCGUUCCAUCACCUCCUCGUCGAGACAUGGACGCUCAGUAAGAAGGAGACAUGUCCCCGCUGGCCCUCGCGUUGCUCGUGCUUGCCCCCCUGGCCUGGUCCCCAUCCUCCCUGGCCUGGUCUUCCUCCUCCGCCCAGAGGAGCGUCGGCUGUCUGUUCCAGAACGAGCUCUGUUCACCCUACGAGGUCUGUGUUAACGAUGGGAUGUUCGGUCGGUGCCACCGUCUCCCGCUGACAGAGGUCUCCACCUACCAUGUCUCUCCCGCCGUGGUUCAGCGCUUCCGGAUCCUUCUGGAGAAACUGUCCAGCAGAGGUCUGACCUGGGAGGACGAGGCCACCCAGCGGGUCCUGGACCGGGAGCUCUCCGCACUGCGGAGGACCCCUCCCGCCCCCCCCACCGGCAGCAGGCCGGGCCAGGCCCCCCCGGACUCCGACCGGCUGGAGACGGUGAAGGAUGAGCUAGGCAGGAGCCUGCAGACCUACCUCCAGCGCCUGGCACCCCAGAUCCCCGCGGACCCCCAGACCCCCGGGGCCCCGGGGGGUCCCAGGUCGCCCUCCCGGAUGCGGGGCCCCCAGGGGGAGGGGGACCUCCUGGUCCAGGCCCUGAGGAGCUACCUGUCCGGGCCUGAGGGCCCCAGAGGGCCCAGGCCCCUCCAAAGCCAUACGGGGCCGGACGGCUCACGGCCGAGGCUGCUGCAGCUGGCAGGGGCCCCGCGCUGGGCCGCCAGGGGCCCCCUCAGCCCGGCGGACGAGGCCCUGGCUCCAGAGGACUUGGACCAGCUGUCGUCUCUGAUCGCAGACGCUCUGCAGGUGGUCGACCUGAACGCCCCGGGACCCGGCCUGACCCGGGACCGCCCGGAGCCCCGGGACCUGGAGCAGGAGCAGCAGGAGGAGCAGGGGGGAGAGGAGAGGAGAGGGGGAGAAGGAGGGGAGGAGGAGGAGGAGGAGGAGGAGGAGGAGAAGGUAGAGGAGGUGUCAACCACGAAGACUCUGGAGGGGUCUCCCAUACAAGAGGCAGAGCUCCGAGAGCCCAAUGUUGACGCAGAGCAGCCAAUCACAGGAGAGAAGAGGGGAGCCCUGCUCUCCAGGCUGCUGGCGUUCCUGGACCGCCCCCCCCCCGGCCCCGCACUGCAGGAUGUGGCGCUGCAGAAGAAGGACACCACCCAGUCGCUGGAGGAGGUGGAGGAGGUGGAGGGCUGGAUCCGGGAGGCCCCCCCCCCCGCCGCCGCCGUGGUCCGGGCCCCGCCCCCCCAGCGCCAGAUGGCAGCGGCCCCCGUCCCGGAGCUGAGGCUGGACGUCAGCGGGGGGCGGAGCGAACCGGGGGUCUUCGGCUACGUCAUCACCGACACCGAUGGUCUCCAGACAGAUGAGGGUCUCCACCUGAUGGAGGUCUUGGCUCACAUGGCCAACAUCCAGAUGAGCGACGUGGCAGAGCUGUCGGUUGUGGGUCCAGCCGUGACCUUCAAGGUUCAUCCAAACCGACACAACGUCUCCACCGCUGACGUAGCCGACGUAGCAGUCCACCAGCGGGCCGCUCUGGAGAAGGAGGCGAAACUCAACAUCCUGGAAGCCGGUGUCGCUGAGGGCAGUGAGAUCAACCAGAUCCCCAACAAGUACAGCCAGGCCGAGUCCACCAAGUUCAUGGUGCUGACGGUGGUGUCCCUGCUGUGCACGGCCGCCGUGCCACUGGCCUCCACCGUGGUGUACUGCCUGCGCCACCGCUCCCACCACAGGCUGAAGCAGAAUUUCAGCAGCCUGGGCGGCAACGCGCCCGGCGACGCCACCUCCACCUACCAGGAGCUGUGUCGUCAGCGCAUGGCGGUGAAGCCCCCCUCGGAGCCCCUCUCCUCACGCAUCACCAGCGUCUCCUCCCAGUUCAGUGAAGGAGGAGGAGGAGGCGGGGCGGCGGUCAGUCCCUCCGCCCGCGGCAGCACCUCCUCCUGGGGCGAGGAACCCUCCCACUCCAACAUGGACAUCUCCACCGGUCACAUGAUCCUGGCCUACAUGGAAGACCACCUGAAGAACAAGAACCGUCUGGAGAAGGAGUGGGAGGCACUGUGCUGCUACCAGGCCGAGCCCAACGCCAGCACCGCCGGCCUGCGUGACGGCAACGCCAAGAGGAACCGCUCCAGCACCGUGGUGGCCUACGAUCACUCCAGGAUCAGCCUGAAGGUGGAAAACAGUCAGGGGAACUCUGACUACAUCAACGCCAGCCCUAUCAUGGAUCAUGAUCCCAGGAGUCCUGCCUACAUCGCCACACAGGGUCCGCUCCCCUCGACUGUGGCGGACUUCUGGCAGAUGGUGUGGGAGAACGGCUGUGUGGUCAUCGUGAUGCUGACCCCCCUGGUGGAGGGAGGAGUGAAGCAGUGCUACCACUACUGGCCUGAUGAGGGUUCCAACCUCUACCACAUCUACGAGGUGAACCUGGUGUCGGAGCACAUCUGGUGCGAUGAUUUCCUGGUGCGGAGCUUCUACCUGAAGAACAUGCAGACCAACGAGACUCGAACCGUCACCCAGUUCCACUUCCUCACCUGGCCCGGCCGCGCCGCGCCCGCCUCCAGCCGCUCACUGCUCGACCUGCGCAGGAAGGUCAACAGAUGCUACAAGGGUCGCUCCUGUCCCAUCAUCGUCCACUGCAGUGACGGUGCCGGCCGUACCGGGACCUACAUCCUGAUCGACAUGGUCCUCAACAAGAUGGCUAAAGGAGCCAAAGAGAUUGACAUUGCAGCUACCUUGGAGCACCUGAGAGACCAGAGACCUGGGAUGGUCCAGACCAAGGAGCAGUUUGAGUUUGUGUUGACAGCUGUCGCCGAGGAGGUGAACGUCAUUCUGAAAGCUCUGCCACAGUGAGGAGUCCAGCACCUCCUCUCUCCUCCUCCCAUGAGACCUCCUUCUCUCCCUCGCUCCUCUUUCUGAUGUCCCCUCCCCUCCUCCCCCAACCUCUCCCCUCCUUCAGAUUGAGUGUUUCUCUUUGAGUGGUCGUGUUUUGAAUAUAUUGCCGUCAUCUUUGUGUCUCUAUUUUGGUGCCAUGUGGAAUUUGAUCACAACUUAUUGUUUUAGAAAAGUAUUUUUCCUUUCUCGUGUAAAUCUUCAAGGUGUUUUAAAAUACAACGGUAGCGUAAGAGAAUAAACAAUAAUAAUACAUAUCUGUAAAUCGCUGGUGACAGAUUACACGCGAGUACUGAAUUAGUUUCAUGUGUAAUGUUUUAAAAUGUCUUGUGAAAUAAUUCACGAGACACGAAUCUUAAUGCACCACAGAUCAACUUUAGAGUUGAAGACGUGUUUGGUCUCUAGUUGUAGCCGUUGUGUUCCCUUCAGUGUUUCUGUCCAUCACCACCAGCACAAACACACAAACCAACAUUUAUUUUUAUGGUGGGCUAUGUCUCACCGAUAAACAGAUAAAUAUAUAUAUAUAAUGUUGCUAAACCGCCUCGUCUAUCUCACAGUCCUCCACCCAACAGGUUUUACAAAUCAAAAGUUUGAUUAUCGUGACGUCUUUGCAACAUUAACGGCACACCACGAAACACACAACUGCUGCGGACCAGCAGAGAUACUGAAAGAGUACACAUUAAAACUGACUGGUUCACCGGUUUGGUGCUGUUUCCUCGUUCGAUUCCCUGAUCCGUAACAUCGUGGUCCCGACCCAAACCCCUUCUCACUAGUAGCCAAGGACCCCCACGGUGGCCUCCAUCGGGUCCUCAGCCCUGAAGGUCUUCUGUUGUAUGUCCCCCAGUACCAACUGCUGUUAGACACCAAUGGGGAGAUGUGUUGUUGUGAUUAAAGCCUGAUGCUCCCAA
Messenger RNA from Gadus morhua (Atlantic cod), 3981 nucleotides. RefSeq names its product protein tyrosine phosphatase receptor type N2 (gene ptprn2). The transcript is spliced from 22 exons. The record is from RefSeq and is a predicted model, not a curated record. Gene Ontology annotation, molecular function: protein tyrosine phosphatase activity. Lineage: Eukaryota; Metazoa; Chordata; Actinopteri; Gadiformes; Gadidae. Bases 236 to 3034 code for a protein of 932 amino acids. Gene Ontology annotation, biological process: insulin secretion involved in cellular response to glucose stimulus; protein dephosphorylation; regulation of secretion. Gene Ontology annotation, cellular component: secretory granule; synapse.